Molecule: messenger RNA, 3723 nt
Organism: Corvus hawaiiensis (hawaiian crow)
Lineage: Eukaryota; Metazoa; Chordata; Aves; Passeriformes; Corvidae
Exons: 2
Coding region: 1051-2121 (356 amino acids)
Source: RefSeq, a predicted model, not a curated record
AGCCCAUCCAGUUCCACCCCCUGCCAUGGGCAGGGACACCUCCCACUAUCCCAGGCUGCUCCCAGCAGAGCCUGUUCCAGAUGCAGCUCAGAAUCUCCUCACGCUCCCUGGCAGUUGUGCUCCUAAAGCUGAUAUUUAAUAUAGAAUAAAUCAGAUAUUUAAUAUCUGAUCAGUUCUGUGAUUCCAGGUUUCUCUGACUGAUUCUGGCUUUAGGGAGGCUGAGCUGCUUUGUUUGGAAAUCCAAGGGCUGAGUGGUGACACAACCUGGGGCACAGGAAGAGUGAAAUGCGGGGGGAAGAAGGAAAAGACAGGGAAGGCCACAGUUCCAGGACACAGCUGGAGAACGCUGGACGGUGGCACUUGGCGCCAGGGGAGGUACUUCUAACAGGUCAGUGCUGUCAGUGCAAUAAGUAAUUGGCAAUAAAUUAAACAACGUGAAACAGCAGCAAAUGACAAUGAAUGAAAAACAGGAAAUUCCCGGAGCCGAGGCUGUUUUGCCAAUGACAGCCCGAGGAUAUCUGCUCCCUCCAAGGGGAUUCAUCUUCCCUUCAGUGUGGGCUGGUCCAACAUCCCGUGGUUUUGUCUAUUCCCAGUGUCAAGGAUCUUCACAAAAGUCAUGGAAUUGACUGUGAUCUAAUUAACAAUCAGGGAUUGAUGAUUCCCAUCGGGAAGGGCAACAGAUGAACACAGUGCCCUCCCCACACCAGAUGUGUUGGGACUCCCCCCAGGGUGAACGUGAUCGUGCUCUGGGGCAAAGCACAGAAAUCCCAAUUUCUUCCCUCAGAUAUGUGUUUCCAACUGCUGCUCUGGAUUCACCCUGGGAUUUUGCUGCUGCAGACGUGGUUCCGUGUCUGUUUGAAAUCAUGGCUCAGAGUCAGUGCACUUAGGGAUGGGAGCAAUCAAGUACCCCAAAGCUGGGAAAAAGCCCAGGGGAGGAGCACAGCGGGAUGGGAGAAGGGUCAGGGAAGGAGCACCGGGGCUCAGAAGCCCAUGGAAGGAGCAACUGCACCCAAACGUGAUCCCAGCAGGGCAGCUGGAACGGCGUGAGGAAUGGGAUGGCUCCCGGGACUCCCCCGACCCGCACUGGUGGAGGGGUGCGUUCCAACACCCCGGGUGAGACAUUCCCAGAGCUGCCGAUCCCACCUAUCCCGCGGAGCGCAGCAGCCCCUGGAGCUCGGGGCGGCUCUGGCCUUUCCCUCCUGCCCGGAGAUGUCGGACACGGGAACACACAAUGAGAUCAGCCCGCUCCACGCCACUGAAGGACGCAGACUCCACUUCCCUUUCCCUGGGAAGCGAUGCACCGAGCACCGGGUGGGGAUUUCUGCAGCUGGAGGCCGGGACAUGCCAGCGGAUGGGUCAUGCCCUGCAGCUGGAUUUCGGGAUCUGUGUGCUGGAGCUGCAGCUUUCCUGUCCACCCUCACCGCGCCCAGGGAGAGGAAGGGCAGCCCUCAGGGCCAGGCUCCCGGGGGAACAGGAAGCCGAUGGAUGUCUUUUCCCACACGGCGCAGUGUGACCAAUCCCUUCGGGCUGGCGUGGGCUCGGAUCACCAGAGCUGCCGGGCAGCUCAGCCCAGCCCAGCCCAGCCCAGCUCAGCUCAGCCCAGCCCAGCUCAGCUCAGUUCAGUUCAUCAUUCCCGGCUCAGCUCCCUCUCCUGACAGCUCACAGCAGGGUGCCACGUGCUCUUCCGAGCAGAAAACAUUCCCGGGGACACCUAACCAGAGGAGCUGCAAUUUUUUAGGACUGCAAGGGCGGGUUCUUCCAGGGAGACAAAGAGAUCUUGGAUCUGAGGUGAGAUUCCCCUCCCUGCUGCAUCCAGGGAAUGUCCCCAGCACUGGAACCACAGCAGAUGUUUGGGAGAAGCCAAUGUGGCCCCGAGGAAGGAGCAAACACCACAAACCAACCCAGGCAGGGCUGCAGGUCCAGCCCCUCCUGGGUAUUCCCUGCCUUGCAAAUUUUAUGAACUUGGGCCAUCAAUAUUCAUGGCUGCAGGAGCUGAGGCCAUCCAGGCACGCUCCAGGCACUCCUGCCAGGGGCUCUGAGGGACAGCAGGGACAGCAGGGACAGCAGGGACAGCAGGGACACAGGAACCACUCCUGGCCAUUAUCCCAACGCAGCAGCUGAGCUCUGCUGGGCCGGGAGAGCCCAGCGGCCCCACUGCUAACCAGAUACUGCAGAGCUGGCAAGGGAGGAGGGUUGCUGGUGACUGGAGCAUUCGUGCCUGCCCGAGCUCACCCUCUGUCCCCACGGGAUGAGCUUUGCCAAAGCCGGCAUUCCAGAAUGGCUUCGGCACCUACGGUUGGUGGGGAAAAAUCCUUUCUUGGCUUUCCAUGCCUGAUCUCUGGAGUCCUUUGGCUGCACAGAGCUCCUGACUGUGACUGUGCUUCUGAGCUGUCACUGUCCCUCAGGGACCUGCUGCUCACAGGCUGUAAUUUCAAAUCACAGACCCAUGGAAAGCAGGAUUGGGAGGGAUGCUCAGGCGUUAUCCCACCAUCCUGUGCCCUCCGGUGUCAUUGAUGGGCCUUGGUGCCCUUAAAAACCUCCCCUGGAACAGCCAUGUCCUACAGGGGUGAACUCCUCCAGUGCCAGCCUUGGGCAGUCACCACGGUGUCCCAAAUUCUCAUCUAAAUAUUCCCUGCUGUGUUCCAAGACCAGGAGUUCCUGUCCUCUCUCCUCUUGGUAGCAGCAAUGGGAUAACCCCUUCCUCUUUCCAGUAUUGGCAGACCGUGGCUACUGCUCUCCACAGCAUCCCCAGGUGCAAAUUGCCCUGUUUCUUUCAUGUUUUCACAUCAUUCCAGGUGAUUUUUGCAAAACCAUCACAACUGGUCCCAUUCCUGGUUGGAAAGCAGGUGCCCAGCAGGGCUGAUCCAUGGGAGCGCUGGCCUGAAGCAGAACAAAUCCCGUUGGUCUCUGCCUCCCUGUGACCUGUUUCUCUUGGAAAACUCCCACUGGUAACUCCACUUGGGCCUCUCCUCAGGGAGGCUGCCAGAAUUUCACCAAAAUCCCUCAUUCUUUCCCGGAUUGUGCCCCUCACACUUGCAGGGUCUCAUAUUCCAGCAGAGCAUGAAGCUGCUUUGGUGGGGUUUGGUGGGAUUUGCUUUGGACCAGCCCAUGUUGGUUGUUACCUUCACAUGUUCCCCUGCCAGGAUUUUCAGGUGGAUUUUGUUGAUCCAUUCAAUCCUUUCAGGAGGUGAAGUUAAGUUGAGCAGACAGCCCCCCAAAUUCGCCUUUCCCCAUUUUAAAGAUAUUCCUCAUGUUUAUCCUGUUCCUGUUUGGACACUCAGCCUCUUCUCUGUGAGAUCUCAAACCCCUCACUUGCAGCUCCGAGGCCACUUUACCAAAUUCAUUCUGUCUGAGUUAAUCCAACCUGGCCAAUUUGGGGACAUCCAGUGCCUGUGAGGGACCUUUAAUCUUUUCUUACUUCAGCCCCAGUCCCUUUUCGGUGGCAUUUAUUGUGACUCACCUGAUCACAAGUGACCUUUUCCAUGAAGACUGAAACAGAACAAAUCUCUGUGUGCCUACAACCAUGGAGUCAUUUGGGUUGGAAAAGCCCUGGGAGACCACUGAGCCCAACCAUCCCCCAGCACUGCCAAGGUCACCACUGCCCCGUGUUCCCAAGUGCCACAUCCACGGGGCUUUUCAAUCCCUCUGCUGUGGACCUCGGAGCUGGGAAUUCCACUGCCAGAGGGCAGGGCUGGAUGGGAUACUGGGGAGGAAUUGUUCCCU